This is a messenger RNA of Microthlaspi erraticum, 1014 nucleotides long. The record is from the annotation of a GenBank genome assembly. Lineage: Eukaryota; Viridiplantae; Streptophyta; Magnoliopsida; Brassicales; Brassicaceae.
AUGGGAUCUUACUUUGAGCGAGUUUGGAGAGUAGCUGCUCCGGAGAGGGUAUGCUUGUUUCUGUGGUUAGUUAGCCAUCAAGUGAUAAUGACUAAUGUGGAGCGCAAACGCCGGCACCUCAGUGACUCCGAUGUGUGCUCUGUUUGUAAAGGUGACUUCAAAACUAUUAUGCAUGUUUUGAGAGAUUUUCCGGCUAUGGCUGGGAUAUGGGAGAGGAUUGUUCCAGCCGGGAUGCGACAUCUCUUCUUUAGUCAAUCUCUGUUGGAAUGGUUGUAUGACAACUUGCAGGAGGGAGUUAUUAUUACUGAUGUCCCAUGGUCUACAACCUUUGCGAUGGCGGUAUGGUGGGGCUGGAAGUGGCGGUGUGGUAAUGUUUUUGGAGAUAACCGACUAUGCAGAGAUCGGGUCAAGUUUGUGCGGGAGCUCGCGGCAGAGGUAUGGCGAGCAUAUCAAACAGUGAGUUUGAAGUCGGGACCGAGAGCCAGAGUCGUGAGAGAUAUAGGUUGGCAAGCUCCGUCUGCAGGUUGUUUCAAGCUGAACACAGACGGUGCUUCUCAUGGCAAUCCCGGUUUGGCGACGGCCGGAGGAGUGAUCAGAGAUGGAGAUGGAAAAUGGUGUGGCGGCUUCGCAUUGAACAUUGGACGUUGCACCGCUCCUUUAGCUGAACUAUGGGGUGUGUACUACGGGUUAGUGAUCGCGUGGGAGAGGAAGUUUUCGCUGUUGGAAUUUGAAGUGGAUUCCGAACUGGUGGUUGGGUUUCUGAAGAGAGGGAUCAACACGUCGCAUCUCUUAUCUUUCCUGGUGCGCUUGUGCCAUGGCUAUCUUGAGAAGGACUGGUCAGUCCGUAUUACGCAUGUAUUCAGAGAAGCUAACCGACUGGCAGACAGCUUGGCGAAUCAUGCGUUCUCGCUACCUUUAGGAUUUCAUCUUUUUGAACAUGUUCCCCCAUUACUAGAGUCACUAAGAUGGGAAGACGAGAUUGCGGUCACAAGCCUUAGACUUGUGUCGUUGUAA